AUGACUCAACCAAUCACUUCCAGGAAGCUCGGAAAUAAGGAAAACUUCUUCCGUGCUCGAGCACAAUGUAAUUUUUAUCGCAACUUCGUCGUUUCUGUUCAGUAUAGUCGCAGUUCCAUUCAAGAUAAGCUCUUGCUAUUUCGAGCACUAAGGAAAACACUCAUCGACUACCCAUCUUUAACUUGCAAUGUUUUCGAGGUUGAAGAUGAAAGGAAAUUGAUUAUGAGACCCGUCAAAAAUGUUUAUUUUCUGGACUUGGUUGAAAUUCUUCUGGAGCCUGUUCUGAUAAGUGAUGAGAAGUACAUAAGGUAUAUGUCAGAAACACAUUUCAGUCAUCCCUACGAGGAAAGACCGCUCUUUAAGUUGGUUGUACCCAACGAAUUCAGUCUUGGGGCGGCUUUUGAUCACACUUUGGCAGAUGGACUUGUUGGAAGGUAUUUCCAUGAAAUAUUGCUAAACAAUAUCGCAUACUGCGAUAUCAAGACUAAUGAUGUGGAGUAUAAGGCAUUAUAUGGAGAAGUGCCCAUAAAUUUUGAAAACAACGUUCUAUUGUUUUCACUGGAGAAAGACUCGAAGUAUUUCCGGAAUUCGGUUCCUCCUCCCAUGGAGAUGUACAUGGAAGGAGAAGUGACCGAGAUCACACCAAGUCAUUUCUCCAAAUUCAUUCCACCAGAUUUCCCCCACCUUUGGCCUGGAAGAUUUGCUUCUAAAUUGGAAAGAUCUAUUGCUUAUAAGCAUAUCAACAUACCUGCAGAAGAUUUGGCAGAAAUCAAGGUUCAGUGUCGAAAGCACAAAGUGACUCUUACUUCAUUUUUGGUGGUCAACAGUGCAUUGACCCUUCAACCCAUAUUCGGCCGAAAGCACCAUUUUCUGAUUGCUACUGCUAUUACUCUACGAAGAUUCAUGAACAAAGAAAACUUGGAUGUUCCAUACAAGCAAUUGUUGGAGCCAGAGUGCAAGAUAUUAGGUUUGCACUCCCAUCAAGGGUUGAUUCAGACGUAUGCGCCAUUGGACGAGUUUUCAUGGGACUUAGUGGCGGACUCCAAUGCCAAAUUGAAGGAAACAACUACCUCUAAGGGUGAAUUAUGGUCACUUUUGAGAAAGGUCAAUGCUCCAGAUUGGAGUGGUGAUAACAAAUCAUUGUUCGAGGCAUCAUUGGGAAAAAGCAAGCUGGACUCGUUGAAGCUAUCCAAUUUAGGAUAUGUGGAAUUUCCUGUUCAUCCAAGCAAUUCAGGACCCGAUUGGACCGUCACCGAUGCUGUCUUCGGACAGGAUAUUGCACCCACAUCAGAAUUUGUCGUGAAUGUGAUUGCAACUCCCAUUGGAGGGCUCAACAUUGUACUUGAGUACUUGGAUACUUAUGAGGACACCGAAUUGAAGAAUCUCGAUUGGCUCUCGUUGGAUUUAAAAGAGAGAAUACUUAAAAAUGCCGGGAUUAAGGUGUGUGAUAUUUUGGUGGAAGAAGUGGAUGGAGGUAUUGAGGUCUCCUAG
Molecule: messenger RNA, 1491 nt
Organism: Sungouiella intermedia
Lineage: Eukaryota; Fungi; Ascomycota; Pichiomycetes; Serinales; Metschnikowiaceae
Source: the annotation of a GenBank genome assembly